Messenger RNA from Alternaria atra, 2172 nucleotides. RefSeq lists its product as uncharacterized. The record is from RefSeq and is a predicted model, not a curated record. NCBI's taxonomy places the organism in Eukaryota, Fungi, Ascomycota, Dothideomycetes, Pleosporales, Pleosporaceae. The transcript has a single exon. Bases 1 to 2172 code for a protein of 723 amino acids.
AUGCGCAGACAGAACCCGCGACAUCUACGUAUCUGCGUUCCUGACCUCUCGGACCCUCGCAUUGCUGAGGCUCCCGUGAGCAUGCGUCUCCCGACCGUAUGGCGCGCGCUAUGGUGUCUGGUAUUCCUUACUGGGCUCGUAGUGGUCAGUGUGCUGUAUACGUUGGGUUGGACAAGAGAAGACGGGCUGAAAAUAUUCCGACCGGGGAUUGGCUCCGGGACAUGGCUAGACUGGAAGAGUGGUGUAAGUGACGAGGUUGAGUCGGUGGAAGCGCAACUGCCUGAAGGUUUGCAUCCCAUUGAGUUCCUGAUGAGCCAGGCAGGGAAACACUUCGAUGCCUUGAUCGCGACUGAAACAACAACCCUACACCAUGCAGCGGCUCAGUACCGAAAGAAACGCGGUCGUCACCCACCACCUGGUUUCGAAGCUUGGUACGCCUAUGCCGUCGAGUCCGGUGCCGUCGUGAUAGAAUCGUUCUGGGAUCAGAUAUACGAAGACUUGAAGCCCUUUUGGGGUGUCGAUCCCGUCGUCCUACGCAAACAAACCCAUGCCUUCUCGCCCAAGAUCUCGAUCCGCAACGGCGAGGUAGAGGGUAGCACGAAUAACGCGUACGAAAAGUUGGAUAUCUGGGUCGAUAUGCUGCGAACUUUGGCAAAGCAUCCUCAGAUCAAACUUCCAGAUGCGGAUAUUCCGGUUAAUGUGAAUGACGAACCUGCUAUGUUGGUGCCGUGGGAGAUGUUGGAUACAGUGGUAUCGAUAGCUCGACCUAUGAUGUUGAAGCCAGAGGAUAUUAUAUCAGAUUAUAGAGGCUUAAAAGAUAUCGAAGAGUUGACGGCAAACUUGACGUUCGAUCCAGAAUGGCUUGGUCCACGACUCACACAUCCCGCUUCACAUCUAGGUCCGCGUCCGUUCUGGUCACUCGUACGUCCAGCGUGUCCACCGGGGAGUGCAGCAAGGAAGACACACGUGUUCAAUGACAUUUGGGAUCCGGAAGGCGAAACGAGUGAAGCGCAUUCGGCGGCUGCUUUGUUGCCUACUGAGCUGCCUGGAGAAGGUUUGAGAGGGUACAGAAAGAGUUUCGCGAACGCCGUUGAUGCGUGUCAGCAGCCGAAUUUACAGGGUCUUCAUAGCGCAUUCGUCUCCCCAAAUUCGAUGAGUGUGACGCAGAAGCUAUUCCCUCUCUUCGGCGAUGGCAAGCUCGCUAUGAGCAGCGAGAUCCUCAUUCCAGGGGCUAAAGAGUGGAAUCUUAGCAUCGCAUCCUCAGAUUCACCAGAUACACCAUGGGAUAAGAGAGUCAAUAAGCUCUUAUGGCGUGGCCCUACAACCCAAAGCCGCGAUUCAGCGCGCUACUGGCAGCACUUCCAGCGCGAGCGUUUUGUCAGCAUGCUGAACGCGACGCAUGUUGAGAUUGCAGAAGCGUCAAUCCAUUCAGGCAAUGAGAGCACAGUGGGCGUAGGCUAUGCGAGUAAUUUUCGACUUCUGCCGGCUAACGAGUAUCACAUUAACAGCCUGACCCAAGGACAGUUGGCAGAGUGGGUAAACGGAUGGGCAGAUGCUGCAUUCACGGAUCAACGCUGUGGUAGGGAAAGCGAGAAAGACUGUGCAUACCUUAACAAGUACUUUACUGCCGAUAUUCAAGAAGUGAUUCAGGACGAGGACACAAAGUAUGCGGCUAUAGUGGAUGGUGACAGUGGUGACGAUGGCAGUGAGCUCAUACGGCAUCUUCGCCACGGCAGAGUCACGCUCCGAGCCAGCAUCCACCGCAAAUGGUACGAUAGUCGUCUCGUACACUGGCUGCAUUUCAUCCCCAUGGACAACACAUUCGUCGACUUGUACGGCAUCAUGGAGUAUUACCUAGGCACGAACGUUAGUGACGAAGCUAAAGAGUUCCCACAUGCAGUGGGUGAAGUGCAAAAGCAUGAGCACCACUUCAAGACACCAGCCGUUGAUUCCGAAGAGAGUUUCAGGGAGCAUGAGCAUAUCAGGCGGGAAGAAGACAAUCGCAACGACACCGCGAAGAAGAUAGCUGAAGCGAGCAGAGAGUGGGCUAAGAAGGUGUUGAGGCGCGAAGACGUGCUCGUAUACGUAUACCGAUUAUUACUCGAGUAUGCCAGAAUAUUAGAUGACAGGCGAGAGAGAAUGGGAUGGGUAGAAGAUCUGAAGGGAGAGUGA